GGAGGGUGUGGGACCCGGAUGCUGAUGCGAGGAACCAGAACGGAGAAAAUAACGCUUUACAACGCAAAUAAACCAUCAAGACGCGCAAAAUAUCAACGAUCAGCGCGCAGCGCAUCAGCCACAAUCAUAAACGCAAAACCUCCUUCCCCAAAAGCGCACGGCGGACGCGAGCGUGCGCGGGACCGGCGAGAGAGAGGACACACGGCGGAGACGAGCAGGAUGAGGAUGCUGCGGUCCGUGCGGCAGGAUGGAGCUCAACAUCAGCAUCAGAGAUGAAACAGAUCUGCCAGAUCCGCUACAGUGAUGCGAGAGGAUGCAGAGCGACCUGGAUCUCCUCACUGUCACAUACGCCAUCGGACUGGGGUUUUGGGUCUUGCUGAGUGUGAAACGUAAUAGAUUUACCUGUUUAACAGUAAAUGGUAAGAUUCUGGCUCCUGCACCUGAGAUUUAGGCCUAGCACAAGUGUACUGAAAGCUUGUGGUUGCUUAUAUGUUGCAAACACAGUUGGGAAGAGUUUCUAAAGGGUGUUUUUGUCAUGAGGAGGUGAUGGCCAGCUGGUAGAUACAUCUAGAAACAGGAGCUUACUAACAGGACCUGCUUUCUCUGGGAGCGAAAAGUCUUAUCGAUUGACUUUGAUUGGCAAAGCUAUGAAUUAGGCUGCUUCUGUGGACCUGACUGUGUCUUUGCAUUGCCAUCAGCAUCUACAUGACAAACAAUACAAGUCUGAAAGAGUUCAGAAUAAUAAAAGGGCCUUUUUGAAAGAUUUUAGGGAGCUCCAGACUCAGCAUGGAUAUAUUUCCGGGUUGUUGCAGACCCUUGGGAGACUAUUUUAGAAAAACUCAACUCAGAAACGGUACGCUGUGAAAAUAUUGCAUGCAGUAGCAAGUUUAACAGGAGCCAGGCCGCCACUAUGUCUAAGGAACUGUCAGUGACCCAGGCAGCUCAGUAUGUGGGGCCGUAUCGACUGGAGAAGACUCUCGGGAAAGGCCAGACAGGUCUGGUGAAGCUCGGGAUUCACUGCAUCACUGGUCAAAAAGUAGCCGUCAAAAUAGUCAACAGAGAAAAACUCUCCGAAUCUGUGUUGAUGAAGGUGGAGAGAGAAAUUGCUAUUUUAAAGCUGAUCGAACAUCCACAUGUUUUAAAACUCCAUGAUGUUUAUGAGAAUAACAAAUACCUAUAUUUGGUACUGGAGCAUGUUUCUGGAGGAGAGCUGUUUGACUAUUUGGUGAAGAAGGGCAGACUGACGCCUAAAGAGGCACGAAAGUUCUUUAGACAAAUCAUAUCUGCUCUGGACUUCUGUCAUAGCCACUCCAUAUGUCAUAGAGACCUGAAGCCAGAAAACCUCCUGCUGGAUGAGAGGAACAAUAUCAGGAUUGCAGACUUUGGCAUGGCCUCACUACAGGUGGGAGACAGUCUGCUAGAGACAAGCUGUGGAUCUCCUCAUUAUGCAUGUCCAGAGGUUAUCAGGGGCGAGAAAUAUGACGGUCGACGGGCUGAUGUAUGGAGCUGUGGAGUCAUUCUCUUCGCUCUGCUAGUGGGCGCGCUGCCCUUCGACCACGAUAACCUGCGGCAGCUGCUGGAGAAGGUGAAGAGUGGAGUGUUCCACAUGCCCCAUUUCAUCCCACCCGACUGCCAGGCUCUGCUGCGGGGCAUGAUCGAGGUCAACCCUGAAAAAAGACUCACGCUAGAGGCCAUCCAGAAACAUGCCUGGUAUCAAGCUGGACGCAAUGAGCCGUGUCUGGAGCAGCCGCCCCCGAGGCGUGUGUGCAUGGGACGGAUCAUGUCUCUGACAGAGCUGGACCCAGAUGUGCUGGACAGCAUGUAUUCUCUGGGCUGUUUCAGGGACCGGGUUAAACUGGCCCAAGACCUGCAGUGUGAAGAAGAUAACCAGGAGAAGAUGAUCUAUUAUCUCCUGUUAGACCGUAAAGAGCGCUAUCCUAGCUAUGAGGAUGAGGAUCUUCCUCCCAGAAAUGACAUCGACCCUCCACGGAAGCGUGUAGACUCACCCAUGCUGACGCGUCACGGCCGCUGCCGGCCAGAGAGGAAGAGUCUGGAGGUGCUGAGUGUGACGGAGCAGGGCUCUCCCACACCCCCGCGCAGAGCGCUGGACACCUCCACACACAGCCAAAGGUCUCGAUCUGUAAGUGGAGCAUCAACAGGCCUCUCGUCUAGUCCUCUAAGUAGUCCCAGGAGCCCUGUCUUUACCUUCAGCGAGCCGGAGGUAGUUGCCGCCACCAAAGCGGCAAGCGGCAGCACCGUCGCUCGUCCCAACCGAUCGCAUGAGCCCAAAACGCAGACGCUUCCAUCUAAAACCGUGCCCGAACGCCCCCAACUCCAGUCCAUGAAGUCCCUCCCACUGCCCUCCUCCUCCUCCCGCUCUCCCUCCCCUUCUCCUCUCUUGUCGCCCAUUCCCCGCUUCCUCUUCUUUCCUUCUCCAUCUGCGGUGCUGAAGUCGGUGACUAAAAGCUUGUAUCCCAUGUCUCAGGUCACCCCUCAGGGCUCUCCCCUGCCUACCCCGCUGGGUACCCCUGUGCAUCACCCCCACCCCCCCACCGCUACCCCACCCUCCUCCUCCUCUUCCUCUUCUUCCUCCCGAGCCGAGGGAGGAAGUGUGGGCGUGGGCUCACUCUCCUUGACCCCACCCUCUAGUCCAGGGGGAGGCACCGGCAUGGCGGCCAGUAGCUCCGCCCACUGGAGGACGCGCCUCAACUCACUGAAGAACAACCUGUUGGGGUCACCACGGUUCCACCGACGCAAGAUGCAGGUGCCAACCUCAGAGGACAUGUCCAGUUUAACACCAGAAUCAAGCCCAGAGCUGGCUAAAAGGUCUUGGUUUGGGAAUUUCAUCAGUCUGGAGAAAGAAGAGCAGAUUUUUGUGGUCAUCAGAGACAAACCUCUUAGCUCCAUUAAAGCGGAUAUCAUCCAUGCCUUCCUCUCUAUUCCCUCCCUCAGUCACAGCGUAAUCUCUCAGACGAGUUUCCGAGCAGAGUACAAGUCUUCUGGAGGUCCGUCUGUCUUCCAGAAACCCGUCAAAUUCCAGGUAGACAUCUCCUUCUCUGAGGGGGAAAGAGAACGGGAGCGGGAGAGAGACAGGGAUGGACAGAAAGAUUAUGGAAUCUACAGUGUAACAUUUAGCCUCAUAUCAGGUCCAAGUCGCAGAUUUAGACGAGUUGUUGAAACAAUUCAAGCCCAGUUGCUCAGUGCUCAUGAUCAGCCCAUGGUGCAAACUCUUUCAGAUGAGAAGAACGGUCGCCCUCCAAGAACACCAACCAGACAGAACUCCCGGCGCUCAGAGGGCGGAGCCGACCGCUGCGAGUGGGUGGAGCGAGGAGAGGGCGGGGUUUUACUCCAGCGCAGGGGGUCGGGAAGAGAAAGAACCCGCCUACUUUCCUCCAGUGGAACACAAUCACAGCCCUGAACAAGAAAUAGUGUGAAUAAUUAGAAGUCCAUCAAGAUAAGAGCCAUGAUAUGAGACUAAACUACUCGUUCCUUCUCCCCUUCUCACCUCAGAACAGCAUGAAGGUAAAAUGUGUUUUUAAAGGAGUCUAAUGAAACCAAAUACUGAUACACAUUGUGCAAGAACACGGGAUGCAACAAAGCAAGAACCGUCUCCGUUGAACAAUAACACAACAUAAACUUCUGGGAACUUUCUUCUGAAACGUAUUUAAUUUAUCAUCCUGGACAAUGCUUUGAUUUACGCUGUAUUUUCUCUCAUGUGAUGUGGAUGUAAUGUGCAAAACUUGAGUUUAUAAUGACAUUCGUGAAACGAAAGGUUUCAGUUGGGGGUAGCACACCAUCUGUUCCUUACAGGCCCAGUAUCCGUUUCAGCAAUCGAGUAAUUAUAGCAACAGAGACGUUAGUCCAAUUUAGUCUGAAUUUUUAUCCUCCAAGAAAAUACGUAGAGAUCCAGAAGCUAUCAGCACCAAGAGUCUGCUCAGUCAUAUGCAAUAAAUAUCAAUAAGCUACAAAAGAUUCAGUCUAACAAAGCUGCACAUGCUGAAUCUUUUAAAACAUGAUUACCUCCUUGAGCGGACAGACUCAUGAUGAUUUUAUGACCGUAAAUAACUAGCGUUGCUCACCAGCCCUGAGUCAUUAUCUAUAGACAACUUCAUUUUCACCCUCCAUAGAAAUGCUGCAUGCUAAAUAACGUCAAGCUCCAGCCCCUAAUGACUGAUUGUGAUUGUAAAACAUUUCUGCGAGCGUUUACACAUCUAAAUCUGGCCUCGAUUUACCCUUUUGGCAGCUCAAACGUACGAGAGCGUCUGACUAACGGAGGAUUCCCAUGACUGUUGUCUCCAACAAUAUAAAGGAACGGGAAUCUUAACGUGAAAGGAUGUUCAUCCCGAUUCUCUGUUGCUGCAAGACUUUUGGUUGAAGCCAACCAAGUGAAUGUCGUUGACUAUUUUAUUUGUGAAUUUUGGUUUAUUGAAAAUAAUUUAUUUGUAUAUUGCUCCUCCUAAGGACUGAAAAUUUGCCAUUAGGUGUACAUAUCUAUGUUUAAGAAAGAAUGAAAUGUCUGAGGUAUUAAAAAUACAUAUUUUGGGGGAAUUGCAACAUUAUCUAUGGCAAAAGUCACUUUUCUUUUAAACAAGCAGAGAUAUGUGCUUUCGACUCCUGUCUUAAUCAUAUUUUGGAUUUAAAACUAUAAAUAUUGGUUUUAAAAAAGAAAAAAAAAACUUUUUAAAGAUGUGCACAUUUUGUGUUAUUAGCAUCACUGAAUGGAAAUGCAAAGAUAAUUUGAUUUUUCUGAACCCUUCCCCUCAUCUGCCAAUCAAACAGAUAGCCACACCCCUAAACUCACACCAUUGAUUGAGCCAAAGUUGCUUUUUAAUUCAAAUUUUCCCUACAUACAGUCUAGGUUCUCUAAAACUCUCUAGAACUUUUAACAUUCCAUUCCAUUUUUUACAGUUUAAGUCAAACAUUUACAUACACCUUGCAGAAUCUGCAAAAUGUUGAUUAUUUUACCAGAAUAAGAGGGUUCAUACAAAAUGCAUGUUAUUUGAUAUUUCACAUAAAAGACUUUAUUAGUUGAAUUUCUAAAAAUGACGCCGUUCAAAAGUUUACAUACACUUGAUUUUUAAUACUGUGUUGUUAACUAAAUGGUCCAUAGCUGUUUUUUGUUUAGUGAUAGUUGUUUAUGAGUCCCUUGUUUGUUCUGAAGAGUUAAACUGUCUGCUGUUCUUCAGAAAAAAAUCCUUCAUGUCCCACAAAUUCUGUGGUUUUUCAGCAUUUUUGUGUAUUUGAACCCUUUCCAACAAUGACUGUAUGAUUUUAAGAUCCAUAUUUUCACACUGAGGACAACUGAGGGACUCAUAUGCAACUAUUACAGAAGGUUCAAACACUCACUGAUGCUCCAGAAGGUAAAACAAUGCAUUAAGAGCCAGGGGUGUAAACUUUUGAACAGAAUGAAGAUGUGUGCAUUUUUCUUAUUUUGCCUAAAUAUCUUAUUUUUUUCAUUUAAUACUGCCCCUCAGAAGCUACAGAAGAUACUUACAUGUUUUCUAGAAGACAAAAUAAGUGAAACCUUCAAAUUUUAAAAAAAGUUCAAAAGUUUUCACCCCCUGGCUCUUAAUGCAUUGUGUUUGCUUCUGGAGCAUCAAUGAAUGUUUAAA
Molecule: messenger RNA, 5612 nt
Organism: Labeo rohita (rohu)
Lineage: Eukaryota; Metazoa; Chordata; Actinopteri; Cypriniformes; Cyprinidae
Gene: brsk1a
Product: BR serine/threonine kinase 1a
Exons: 19
Coding region: 911-3418 (835 amino acids)
Biological process (GO): microtubule cytoskeleton organization; intracellular signal transduction; protein phosphorylation
Cellular component (GO): cytoplasm
Molecular function (GO): tau-protein kinase activity; ATP binding; protein serine/threonine kinase activity
Source: RefSeq, a predicted model, not a curated record